UUUUGCCUGCCACAUCACUUAUACCUUUACCUCCACAGAGUCGUGACACGCCACCAAAAUGGUCGCUCAGGUCCAGAAGCCCGCACCUACUUUCAAGGCUCAGGCCGUUGUUGACGGUGUCUUCCAGGACGUCUCCCUUUCUGACUACCUUGGCCAAUGGGUUGUUCUGUUCUUCUACCCUAUGGACUUUACCUUUGUGUGCCCCACAGAGAUUCUCGCCUUCAAUGACUCUCUCGACGCUUUCAAGGAGCUGAACACCGUUGUUCUCGGUGUUUCUACCGACUCGACCUACUCCCACUUCGCCUGGGCCUCUCAGCCUCGCAACCAGGGCGGCCUCGGCCCUAGCCUCAAGCUCCCCCUGAUCGCUGAUCGCAAUAUGAAGAUUUCCCGCGACUAUGGUGUCCUCCUCGAAGAUGAGGGUAUCGCUCUCCGUGGCCUCUUCAUCGUCGACCCCCAGGGUGUCCUCCGCCAGAUUACCGUCAACGACCUUCCCGUCGGCCGCUCCGUCGAUGAGACCGUCCGCCUCAUCCAGGCAUUCCAGUUCGUCGAGAAGCACGGUGAAGUCUGUCCCGCCAACUGGAAGGAAGGUGGCAAAACCAUGAAAGCCGACCCGAAGGGCUCCCUUGAGUACUUCUCUACAGUUAAUCCAAACGCUCAGUAAAUCGUCCCCUCGCUUUCGUCUAACCUCCAAGGUGUCUACGAUUUGUUCACGAUGCGCGCAUGGUUUUCGUUUCGAGUAGACGUGUUUCCGGUAGAGUGACGAUAGAGCAUAGAGCGAAGGCCGGUUAGACUAGAAGGCUUGAAGCACUGAAACCCCACUUGAUACCUGCUACAUCCAUACCUCAAAAUACACACACCGCUCUGUCUAUUGCUCUUACAUUUAUAUAGCAUAUAUUCCACGUACAUUGUCCGGGAGAUCUUUGUGGCGAAACGCGCAUGAAUGCUGUAAGCCCUUUCGAACGAUUUGGCUGCCUUCCGUCGGCACUGUCGUUGGGCGUGCACUUCUAUUCCUGUGGAGAAGGCACACCGGGGAUUUUCAUCGGUGGAUUGCUGUAGCUAGCCGGAUUAUGGCCUGUCAUCAUUGGCUCGCAAUCUCGAAGACGAAAUGUGCUUUCAGCUCCGUUGCUGUUCGUCUACGCAAUUUCGUGCUCAGCAAGCAGCAUGUUCGGGAUUCCGUUCGAGACAGGAUAGACGUGCCCGCAGUUUGGGCAGACCAUGGCACCUUCGUCAACAUGAAUCUCGAGCAGUACAUGAUGUAAGUUCUUCAAAAACUCGUCGUCCACCAUCUCAGGCAUCCCUUCAGGCAAGGAUGCAUCACCCAACUCACGUGCAGCGCUUACUAACGCUUUCCAUUCGAUACGUGGCAGGAAGCCCCGCACAAAGUCUGGGUUGAACUCAGCCUCGCGCACCUCGAUCGUGACGUCCUGCAGCUUGAGCGGGAAAUUAUUCGUUGUGCAGCCCUUCGCGUGGCACGCGAGCAGAUUGUGUGUGAUGAGGCGGACCAUAUUCUGUGACCGCUUGACGGAAAGCGAGAGACUCAAGAGGGUAGGGAAACUAGGAUGCGGCACUUGCG
This is a messenger RNA of Phanerochaete carnosa HHB-10118-sp, 1573 nucleotides long. RefSeq lists its product as uncharacterized. The transcript is spliced from 9 exons. NCBI's taxonomy places the organism in Eukaryota, Fungi, Basidiomycota, Agaricomycetes, Polyporales, Phanerochaetaceae. Gene Ontology annotation, biological process: response to oxidative stress; cellular response to stress; hydrogen peroxide catabolic process. Gene Ontology annotation, cellular component: cytosol. Gene Ontology annotation, molecular function: thioredoxin peroxidase activity. Bases 59 to 661 code for a protein of 200 amino acids. The record is from RefSeq and is a predicted model, not a curated record.